Molecule: messenger RNA, 1868 nt
Organism: Pecten maximus
Lineage: Eukaryota; Metazoa; Mollusca; Bivalvia; Pectinida; Pectinidae
Product: schlafen family member 13-like
Exons: 3
Coding region: 126-1310 (394 amino acids)
Source: RefSeq, a predicted model, not a curated record
AUACUGCAAACCCUUUGUUACCUGUUCUGUUUGGGAUUGUAAAUAUAAAUGGUGACAGACCAAUACAGCAGCAGAUAGAGGAAAUUAUCAGCCAUAAAGAAAGGCACCCACACCCGCUGGCUCAGAUGACCAAGGAAAAAUUGUCUGAAUAUCUCCGAAGUGUUACAGUCAUGGCUAGUGUAUUUCCAUCACCACUUCACAACCGGAUCGGAACGAAACUGUUGAAUAUCGCAACACAAGAACAGUUUGAUUUUAUCUGGGAAGAGCCUUACAAGAGCUGUCGUUUGCUGAUAAAAGGAUUUCCUGGGACUGGAAAGACCAUCAUUGCACACCAGCUUAUUCGUAAGCUGUUCAACAACGGGGCAAAACAGGAAGAGAUUUUAUAUCUCACUCCGCAUGUUACAAGUCGUUCUCAAGCAGAAAAAAAGAAAUGCUGUGUAGCAUUGACACCAGAAGCAUUGGAGAGGGACAUGGCCAAUCCAACACGAAAGAUACUGUAUCAGGCCAUCAAGCACAUCAUUGUUGAUGAUGCUCAGUUGAUCUGUGCUAGUAAAGAGCCUGGGGACACCAAGUGGUUUUUCUUUCUAGAAGAUCUUUGGAAGAAGAGAAGAAGAUCAAACAAUGAUAGCAUAUUCUGGAUGUUCUAUGGGGAGCAUACAUAUCGCAUCAGUGAUACAAGAAAUAUGGAGAUAUUCCACGAACAUUUCGAACAAGAAAGAGAGCUACAGAAAAUCAUUAGAAACUCGCACAAAAUAGCCAGAUUUGCUGCCAGGUAUUCUGAAAAUCAGAAAUACAAAGAUGCUGUUGAUGACAUCAUGUCUGUCCAUGGUUUUGAGGGACAGGCGGUUGUCUGCAAAGAGGUCCCAUUGUCUAAUGAUGCACAGCGUGUCCAAGCUGUUGGUGAGUUCUUGAAUGAAGUACUCUUGGAAGGUUACAACUUGGAAGAUGUAGCUAUUUUGUUUUCUAGAAAAAAUGACAUUCCUUCUAUACUUAACUGUAUAAGUUCAAAAGCAGAAUAUUCAUGGAUAUCCAAAGAAAAUCUUAAAAGUAAAACCAUCACUACUACUAAAUCAGCAGAACUGCCAGAAGUAGGAAAUGUCCAGAUAUGCAGUGGCUCUGACAAUGACAUUACGGGACAGGUUGUGGUGGACACUAUCCGGAGGUACUCGGGACUUGACCGACCUGUCGUCCUAGCUGUAAACCCGUUUGUGGCAGACUAUGAUCGUUACACUAGUAUCAAUGAUCUUUAUCUUAUCAUUGCCACCAGACCUAUUGCUAAACUAGAAGUAUAUAGCAAUAAAGCAAAAUGAUGAUUGUAACAGUCAGAUCCGCCUGAUGGUGGCACCUCAAGGAGGAGAGGAGACAGCAGUGAACCCAACGUUUGUAACUCAUUUUAGAUCUUGUUCGAGUUAUUUACCUUUAACAGUGUCAUGACUAGACCCAUGCAAUUUUAUUGGGUACAAAUUUUCAACCUAUCACAAUUAAAGUCGUAAACUUGAGAUCACUCACUUAUAUUUUGUAGAACAUAUUUCCAAACUGAUCUCUGUCUAAGUAAAGACUCGGACUACUAUAGCUUUUCGCUUUUAGUUCACCUGCCCAAAGGGCAAGACAGCUCAUCUUGUGGUGCAACAGUCAAAGUUUGUCCAUCCUAUGUCAACUUUUCCCUCUACAAAAACAUUAUCUCAUUAACCAAAUGUUAUCCUUGGAAUUGUUUUCACCUACUGUCAAGACGACUUUCAUUUAGAAUCUAAGAGCUUAUAUUCUUCUGAAAACAACGUAAAUCCAGUGGAUAGAAACAUAAGUGUUUCCGAGGAAAAGAGUCUGUCCUGUGCAAUACCUGUUCAAAGCCGUGACUAACCAUCGUAUAU